Molecule: messenger RNA, 486 nt
Organism: Metarhizium robertsii ARSEF 23
Lineage: Eukaryota; Fungi; Ascomycota; Sordariomycetes; Hypocreales; Clavicipitaceae
Exons: 2
Coding region: 1-486 (161 amino acids)
Source: RefSeq, a predicted model, not a curated record
AUGUCCACCAAGCGCAUCAGCAAAGAAUACGCCGAAAUCUCGCAAUCCCCCCCAGAGGGCUUCACCAUCUCCCUCCCGCCCAACGAGUCCAUCCACACGUGGCAAAUCACGCUCGUCCCGCCGCCCGCGUCGCCCUUCCACCCGGGCAAGUACGGCAUCCUGCUCACCCUCCCCGUCGAGUACCCCUUCAAGCCGCCGGCCGUGCGCUUCACCACGCGCGUCUACCACCCCAACGUGACCAACGACUCCCUCGGCAACGUCUGCCUCGGCAUCCUCAAGCCCGAGAACUGGAAGCCCUCGACAAAGGUCGCCGCCGUCCUCGACGCCCUGCGCAACCUGCUCGUCGAGCCCCAGCCCGACGACCCGCUCGAGGAGAGAAUCGCCGACGAGUACCGCAACGACCGGCCCGCCUGGGACAAGAACGUCCGCCUCCACGUCGACAAGUACGCCCGCGGGGAGCCCGUCUUCCCCCCCGUCACCAAGUAG